AUGCCCUCAGGAGCCGAAGGCUUCGACACCAACGGCCGGCCCGAUGACCUCCUCAAGCGCAUAACCUACAACGCCAACAAUUACGGCAAAGGCGCGUUCCUCUUCGCCGACGCCGACGCGGGUCCCGAGGAUGAAUCGAGGGCGCGACGCAAUCGCUUCCCCAAGCGAGAGAACCUCGAGCUGGAGCAGAAGCUGUACGAGACCAUGGAGAGGCAGGCGGACGAGGUGGUGAAGGCCAGGUUGGCCGAGGCGGAGAAGGCGGCUAAGGAGUUCAACUGGGACGUGUACGUGGACCCCGACGCGAACGCGCCGGUCGAGGCGGACGCCCGGCCGGGAAUCUCGCGACCGAACGGCGACGGGUGCGGGGCGGCGAUGCGCGCGGCGCUGCCCCCCGCGGAGCCGGUCGAACCCGAAAGCGCGCUCGCGGCCGAGUUUGGCGCGAGGUGUUCGGCCAAGGAGGCGCGAGGCGCCCUCGAAGCCGCCGGUGGGGACCUGGAGAAGGCUCGCAAGCUGCUGGAGAGCCUCGCGUCGGGGCGGGGACGCGACGGACUCAGACUCGAGAGGAAACGAAGCAAAGACGGGGACAAGGGGAAGAGGUCGAGGAAGUCGAAGAAGAGGAGGAGGAAGCGAACCAAGUACGACAGCGACAGCGACAGCGACAGCGACUCGUCGUCUCGCUCUUCAUCGUCGUCAUCGUCGUCAUCGUCGUCCUCGUCGAGCAGGCGACGCAGGAAGAAGUCGAAAAACCUACACAUCUAUAGCUAG
Messenger RNA from Micromonas commoda, 765 nucleotides. RefSeq lists its product with no specific name. The coding region runs from base 1 to 765 and encodes 254 amino acids. Lineage: Eukaryota; Viridiplantae; Chlorophyta; Mamiellophyceae; Mamiellales; Mamiellaceae. The transcript is spliced from 2 exons. The record is from RefSeq and is a predicted model, not a curated record.